UGCAGCUGCACUGCCUGUGACAGCGCCGACAGAGUCGGAAUGAACGCGCCGAGUAAUUGUCAGGAUGGAUGAGGGAGGUUUUGGGUCAGUGGGCUGUGGAAUAACGCCGCGCCGCGCUGCCGCGUCCGGAUUCCGAGAUGGUGGCGCGUCCGCGCACCGGGACACCGGCAGAAAAAUGACACCCCGGCGUCUGCAUUCGCACGACCAUCAUCGGCGUCAGGACGGACCGACGGCGGAGUAGAGAGAGAGAGAGGAGAGGUCGCUGUCAUGGAGAAACAAAGCAGAGUCAAGGAGGACACGAAGGAGGAGAAGCGCAAAGAGAGGAAAACCAAGUCCGGGAAGCUUUUCCGAAAGAAAUCGCUCAAGUCCGUGGGAAGCUUCGUGAACAGAAUCAUGAAAACUUUGGGCACUUUCACCCACUUCGGGGACGGGGACGCGCAGGACGCGGAGGACGACGACGGCGGGUUCGGAGACGGCGCACCUUGCACCCUCACCGCCAGCUCGGGGAUGAUCAGGGAGGACACGCCGCCGGCGGCGGCGGUUUGGGACCGGGCGGCGAAGCACCCGCAGAGCACGUCUUCGUCUCUGUGCGCCGGCAGAGAGAAGCUGCUGUACCAGUAUGGAGACAAAGUCCCGGGCGUGCUGGGGCUGAAGAACCACGGGAACACCUGCUUCCUGAACGCGGUGGUCCAGUGUCUGAGCAACACCGACCUGCUGGCGGAGUAUCUGGGGCUGGAGCGCUACAAGAUGGACCUGAGGAAGGGCAGAGGCACCGGGCCGGGGGCUGAGGAGAGGCGGCCGGUGAAGGGAGAAGUUACGGAGCAGCUGGCGGGUCUGGUGAGGGCUCUGUGGACUCUGGAGUACACCCCGCUGCUCUCGGUGAACUUCAAGACGGUCGUGUCCAAGUACGGAUCCCAGUUUCGUGGCAACUCCCAGCACGACGCCCUGGAAUUCCUCCUGUGGCUGUUGGACCGCGUCCACGAAGACGUCAUACUGGCGUCGCACAACAACAACAAGACCAAAGCUCCUGAGAAGGGUCCCGGUGGAGCUGACGAGGUGCCGUGUACCGACCCGAUCCCGUCCCAGCAGCCCAGGGCCCAGCACAGCUUCGUCCAGGAGCACUUCCAGGCUCAGUACAAAUCUUCCCUGACGUGUCCCCACUGCCUGAAACAGAGCAACACCUUUGACCCUUUCCUCUGCAUCUCGUUACCCAUCCCUCUCCGCCAGACGAGGCUGCUGUGCGUCACUCUGGUGUUCAGCACCAAAGGCCAGCGGUACCUGCGGGUCGGCAUGGCCGUGCCUCUGUUCGGCUCCGUGGCCUGCCUCAGGAGGAUGGUGGCGGACGAGGGCAAGCUCUCCCCAGACCAGGUGAUCCUCACAGAGGUGUACUCCACCGGGUUCCACCGCUCCUUCUUUGACGAGGACGACCUGACGUGCAUCGCCGAGAACGACGUCAUCUACGCCUUUCAGGCGCCCCCGCUCUACAUCAGAGGGGGCUCUGCGCGCAUCUCAGGGUAUCAUCACAGCCUGCCGUCAUCUCCUUACUCCUCCGGGCCUGAGGGUCAAAGGUUACCUUCAUCUGGAGCCUUAUCAUCAGAGUUCCUCAACCACGGUGUCCCAGUCAAGAUCCUGCUGCUGGUGUGCAAUGGUGCUGGAACAGGCCAGCAGACUGUAAGGUUUGGGCCGCCAUUCCUAAUGAGGGAGGACCGGUCUAUUUCCUGGGACCAGCUCCAGCAGAGCAUCCUCAGCAAGCUGUACUACCUGAUGAUCAACGGCGCUCACGCCCAGAAUAUCAGAGUGCUUUUCAACAUCCGCGUGGUGGGAGGAUCCACGUUUCACAACUACCUGUCGCCUCAGGACGGCAGACCGCUGCACCACCCCGCCGUCGACAGGGCCCUGAAGCUGUGCGGCUCUGGAGGGCCUCCUCACGUGAAGCUCAUCAUCGAGUGGGAGCACAGAGUCAAAGACUGUCUGUUCGGUAACAUCCACGAAGAAGUGGUGAAGGACGGCGACAGCGUACGAAACCUGCAGCAGCAGCACGUCCAGCAGUUCAGCUGCACCUUGGACGAGUGCUUCCAGCUCUACACCAAAGAGGAACAGCUCGCCCCAGAUGACGCCUGGAAGUGCCCGUACUGCAAGCAGCUCCAGCAGGGCAUGGUGAAGAUGAGUUUGUGGACCCUGCCGGACAUCCUCAUCCUCCACCUGAAGCGGUUCAGGCAGGUGGGCGAGCAGCGGAACAAGCUCACCACCUUCGUGCAUUUCCCCCUGGCGGGACUGGACAUGACCCCCCACAUGGUGAGCCGCAACAACGGCCCCCACCACGGCCCCCUUCAGCCGGGCUGGAAGCACUGCAGGCGGCCUGACCUGGCUCCUCCAGACUUCCUGUACAAUCUCUACGCCGUCUGUAACCACCAUGGAGGGAUGCACGGCGGUCACUACACAGCCUUUUGUCGAAACUCGGUCGACGGUCAGUGGUACAGUUACGACGACAGCACCGUUGAGCCUGUCCCGGAGGCCGAGGUCUGCACACGAGGAGCUUACAUCCUCUUCUACCAGAAAAGAAGCACCAUCCCUCCCUGGUCUGCCAGUUCCUCCCUCACUGGUUCCACCAGUUCAUCCACCUCUGACCACUGGCUGGUCCGGCUGAACGGGGAAAGCGGUGGCAGCGUUGUCUCGGGGGUUCCCAGUCCGGCUCUUUCGGAACCGGGAUUUGCUCCGGAGUCUCCUGAGUUGCCGGUGUUUGGAGACGAACCCAACAGAGGAGUGGAAGGAAAUGGCUCCAAUCAGAUGAUGCGAGGUACCAAGGUUAGAAGCUUAAGCAUGAGGUCACCUGCCAAGCCCAAGGACGCCCUGAACAAAGUUCUUCCACUGCGUUGGUCUUUUGGGUCCAAAGACCGCAUCAAGCACCCGGCACAAGUCCAGUCUGGAGAGUUGGUGGAGUACCUGGAGUCUGGACGCCGGCCCAGAUGCACCAAAGACCCUAUCAUCACACUGGUGGCCACUCCGCCACAGAGGAGAGUCCUUGACGUGGGACAGGACUGCAGCUCACCCAGCGGCAGCAGUCUCAGCUGUACGGACAGGCUCAGCUGUGACGCUUGUUACUCUCCCAAAAUCCCAGAGGGGCAAAGGCGAGCCUGUCUGGAAAGAAACGCAGGCCAAGCAUCUGAUAACGACGAAAACCUCCGUUCAAGAGAUGAUGAUGGUUUGAGGCAAGGAUCUUUAUCUAAGAGACUGAGAACUGACCAGGUCAGGGCUCUGGACUUCUACCUGCACAGAGGGGGCAUUCUGGGUGGCCAUAUAAGCCACAGUGCUCCUCCGAGCAGAGAGUCUACGCUUAGAAGAACCACCGUUCAGGCGACUGGCCUCACCAGGGCCCAAAAAGACUUAUCACAGACGAUGGAAGGCAGGAGGAACCCAACAGGAGAUGAGGGUCAGAGCCAAGAAAAUCUCUUGUCGUUUUUCAAGCCGGUUUUGAUGAACAAAGACAUUCCUAGGUCCCCAGGCAAAGAACAAGUGAGACAAAUGAAUGGCCAUGAACAUCUAGGGAAACUGGCGAGCAGUAAUUUAGCCAAGCUGUCGCUUUCCAAUGGGACUCUUCCAGCACCAGGCAGCAGCGUUCCCACCUGCGAUGGCCACAGCUGCAAAACCCACCCGGUCAAUGGAAAAGCUGUUAAUCAGGAGCCUGUGGACAUCCAGCGGGCUCACAGCUCCAGCAACAUCCAGACCAAGCUGGAUUUCACGUUUCGCAGAUGUGCCUCCCUCCAGAGGAAUGGGGAGGUGGGGAUCCCUCAGGCGCACCGUGUCCUGCUGUCAGACAAGCCUGGCUACUCCACGCUGCAGCGGACGCGGUACAGCACCACCUCCCUGGUGCCCAUGUGACAGCCAAGAAUGACGGCCAAACAAAAGGACCUCUCGCCUGGUUUCCCAGCAGGGCCCCCAGAGAAGCGCCCUCUGCUGGAGGCAUUGCUUACAGCAAACGACAUCUCUAUUUUAUUUUUUUUAGGCCCGAGCAGCAAAGCGCUGCGAAGGCCUAUUGUAU
Molecule: messenger RNA, 4039 nt
Organism: Xiphophorus maculatus (southern platyfish)
Lineage: Eukaryota; Metazoa; Chordata; Actinopteri; Cyprinodontiformes; Poeciliidae
Gene: usp43b
Product: ubiquitin carboxyl-terminal hydrolase 43-like
Exons: 16
Coding region: 268-3879 (1203 amino acids)
Biological process (GO): protein deubiquitination
Molecular function (GO): cysteine-type deubiquitinase activity
Source: RefSeq, a predicted model, not a curated record